Molecule: messenger RNA, 1338 nt
Organism: Hippocampus comes (tiger tail seahorse)
Lineage: Eukaryota; Metazoa; Chordata; Actinopteri; Syngnathiformes; Syngnathidae
Exons: 6
Coding region: 182-1105 (307 amino acids)
Cellular component (GO): membrane
Source: RefSeq, a predicted model, not a curated record
AGCGGAUGUGAGCCGACGCAUUGGGGAAACGGCCCCUCGUCUCGCUCGCCGCCUCGAUGUUCCGCCCUGGUCUGAAUCAUACUGACGGGCGGCCGAGGAGAGAGGCUCCGCCCCUUUCAGUCUUCCCGGUCCGGGGGACGCGCGGACUCGUCGCAGAGUCAGCCCAAGUUGAGACGGCGCCAUGGUUGCCGGCGGCCUGCGCGACUUCCUGCGCUACGGCGGCGCGUGGCUCCUGCUGGCCAGCCUCCGCGAAGUGCCGGGAUGCCAACGGGUCCUCGAUCGGCGAGCCGGCGACGCGGUGGAGCUGCCGUCGUGCUUGCCGGGCCGAGACGUCACUUUCGCGCGCUGGCUCUACGGAGGCAGGACGGUGGCGUCCGCCGACGACGAAGACGGCGCUCGGGGGUCGGGCCGCUUCGCCGGCAGGCUGCGACUCGACCUCCGGAACUUCAGCCUGACGCUGGGCUCCGUCACCCCGGGGGACUCGGGCGUCUACAGCUUCGUGUCGGCCGUCAACGACAGCCAGCGGGAGACGGUGGAAGUCACGCUGCGAGUUCACGAGGCCAUCGUGGCGGAGCCCGUGGUGACCGUCAACGCCAGCCGGCGCGCCGGCAACCGCUCCUGCAGCGUCCUGCUCCGCUGCAGCGCCUCGGCCGGCGGCGGGCCGGUGGAGUACGAGUGGCGCGUGGGCAACCGAAGCCUGAGCGGCGCGUGGCGUCGACUCAGCGUGUCGCCGCGGGGCGCCGCCGCCGAGGUCACGUGCACCGUCUUCAACGCCGUGAGCGCCAAGUCCGUCUCCGCCUCCGUGUCCUGCGCCAACGACACCGCCAACGGCGCGUCGGCGAGAGAGCCGUCGAGCUUUGCGGUCGGCGCGGCGGCGGGAACUUUCGGUCUCCUCGUCAUGGCUGCCGGCAUCUUCGCGGCCUUCUUCCGCCGCAGAGCAAGCAGGACGCGCGAGGAGGCGACGCUCUACGCGGACAUUUGCGAGGUGACGGCGGCCGACGUGAGCGCGCGCGCCGCCGAGCCGCGCUCGCCGCCGGCCCCGGUGCAGACGCUCUACGACGUGAUCCAGCUGGGCCGCGCGGCCGCGGAAGGCCACGCCCCUUAAGGUGCCAUCUCGCGGUGCCAUCUCGCGGCCGCCGUUGGAGCAGCACCGCCAAGAAACGACAACGAGACGACGUUUCCUUUGACGGCAGUCGACCCGCUGGAUGCUCACCAUUGCGCACUUGCCCAUUCGCAUAUUGGCCCAUUUUGGGGGGGCUGCCCCCUCCCCGCCCCCCGCCCAUAUUUUGUGUAAAACAAAUGAUUGAUGUUUUACAGAUAAUAAAUUUGUUGUCAUAA